AAAACUUCACAGAUUUUUUUUCGAUUAAUUCCUGGUUAGGGUUUUCGUAAAGUUCAAAAUUUUCAUCUUGGGUUUGUUCCCGAUUAGAAAUUUGAAGAUCGGCCCACCAUAAAAACUCUAAAAUUGGCGUGUUUUGUUUGUCUUGAAGAUAUGAAUUUCAGAAGCUUGGACGAGUUCUGGUCCUUCUAUGUCAACCAACACUCAAAACCAUCCACUAGGCGUUGGCAUUUCGUGGGGACUCUCACCAGUAUUCUGAUCUUUAUAUAUUCAGUCCUCUUCAACUGGUGGUUUGUGUUCUGUGUGCCACUGUUUGGUUAUGGCUUUGCCUGGUACAGCCACUUCUUCGUUGAAGGAAAUUUUCCAGCUACGUUUGGUCACCCCUUUUGGUCCCUUCUGUGUGAUUUCAAGAUGUUUGGAUUGAUGCUAACUGGUAAAAUGGACAAGGAGAUUAAGAGGCUUGGGAAGAGGCCUGUUUUGCAGGCGUUUUGAUCCUUCAGUAAGUUUUCAAGGAUUUGUUUUGUUUAUAUUUAUUUAUACAUGUAACUGCAGCAUGGGAUGCUCUCAGUUAUGUUCAAAUUCAUGCUGUGAAUGUGAUAUUUGGGGAUGUUAUCUAUUCCUCCACUUCUUUGAAUGUGAGAAAACAAGUUGUCAGGUAUUGAAGUUGAUCUCUUGAAUAUGGCAAA
Malania oleifera is the source of this 683-nucleotide messenger RNA. RefSeq lists its product as uncharacterized. The transcript has a single exon. Lineage: Eukaryota; Viridiplantae; Streptophyta; Magnoliopsida; Santalales; Ximeniaceae. Bases 151 to 489 code for a protein of 112 amino acids. The record is from RefSeq and is a predicted model, not a curated record.